AUGAACUACAAGCGAAGGAUGGCAGCGGCGGCGGCAGUGAUGAUGGUUGGUGCAGCCAUGGUGAUGGCAUUGGCAGCGUCGGCGGCAGCCCCACUAGUGACUUUCGUGUUUGGGGACUCGUUGACGGAAGUAGGGAACAACAAUUACUUGCAACUCUCCCUCGCCAAAUCCGACUACCCUCACUACGGCAUCGACUUUGAUGCCGCCAAACCUACCGGAAGAUUCACCAACGGAAGGACUAUUGGCGACAUUAUUUCUGCCAAGCUUGGGAUUCCGCCACCACCUCCGUAUCUCUCCUUGUCACCAACAGACGACGCCAUCUUCAGAGGCGUAAACUACGCCUCUGGUGGAGCUGGCAUCCUCAACGACACCGGCCUCUACUUUAUAGAAAGGCUGUCGUUGGACGAUCAGAUAGACAAAUUUGAGAGGACGAAGCUGCAGAUGAGGGCGAAAAUAGGAGACGAGGCUGCCAACAAACUAUGCAACGAAGCAGUCUACUUCAUUGGGAUAGGCAGCAACGACUACGUUAACAAUUUUCUACAGCCAUUCCUCGCAGACGGCCAGCAGUUCACUCAUGAAGAGUUUCUAGAGCUCCUCGUCUCAACCUUAGCCGAACAACUCAUGAGGCUUUACCAAUUAGGCGCGCGGAAGAUGAUAUUCCACGGACUAGGGCCACUAGGGUGCAUCCCAUCGCAGAGAAUGAAAUCCAGCCACGGCCAAUGCCUAAACCAAGUCAAUCAAUGGGUCCAACACUUCAACGACAAAGUGAAGCAACUCAUCACCACUCUCAACUCACACCUUCCUUCCUCCAAAAUGAUAUUUGCGGAUACUUAUCAACCGGUGCUACAUCUUAUCGACAACCCCUCAACAUACGGUUUUAAGGUAUCAAACACAUCAUGCUGCAAAGUAGAGGCCAAGCUAGGAGGGUUGUGUUUGCCAAACUCCAAAUUAUGCGACAACCGAAAUGACUAUGUUUUCUGGGAUGCAUUUCACCCAUCGGAUGCAGCUAAUGUUGUCCUAGCCAACCACUUCUUUAACAUUAUGUUUCCAAACUCCACGCAUUAACUAAAUCACUUCUCAUUUACA
Messenger RNA from Salvia splendens (bonfire salvia), 1086 nucleotides. RefSeq names its product GDSL esterase/lipase At5g37690. Bases 1 to 1065 code for a protein of 354 amino acids. The transcript has 6 exons. Lineage: Eukaryota; Viridiplantae; Streptophyta; Magnoliopsida; Lamiales; Lamiaceae. The record is from RefSeq and is a predicted model, not a curated record. Gene Ontology annotation, molecular function: hydrolase activity, acting on ester bonds.